Messenger RNA from Heterocephalus glaber (naked mole-rat), 6162 nucleotides. RefSeq names its product chromosome unknown C21orf91 homolog (gene CUNH21orf91). NCBI's taxonomy places the organism in Eukaryota, Metazoa, Chordata, Mammalia, Rodentia, Bathyergidae. The record is from RefSeq and is a predicted model, not a curated record.
CGCCUCCGCCGCGGCCGGAAAUAAUAGUUGAGCAGGCGGCGGCCCGCGGAGCCGGGCGGUAAAGACACCCAGCUCUGUCCCGCCCCGCCUGCGCCCUGGCCGUGUCGUCCCGCCUCUUCGAGCCCUGAGCCCCGCCGCCUCUAGCUGCUGUGCACCGGGAGCCCCGACGGACGUACAGAGGGACAGCGACAGACACAGAGCCCCGGCGGUCGUGCGGAGCCAGGCGGGGACCGACUCCGGAGACGCCGAGCCUGGACCGGCCGGCUGCUGUGCCCGCGAACGCUGUCCCCCUGCGCGAUAGGGAGCCCGUGGCGAGGGGACGUGCGCUCCCGCCGGCGGGCUCCGGAACCCCUGGGCGCCGCGGACCGGACCGGCCCCUCCGGCUGGCGCGACCUGGACCCCGAGCCGCCGCUGGUCUUGAUUGCGGGCGUCUGGGUCUUCGCGCGUCUUCGCGGCCCCACGUGCACUUUCCUGCCGCAGACCUGCUAUAGGGAGCCCGGCGACACCGAGGGAGCGAAACCCAGCCAAGAUUCCCGCGCUGAAGUUAGCGAAGCGGCGUCGGAACAGGGGCACUAUGAACGAAGAGGAGCACUUUGUAAAUAUCGAUUUGGAUGAUGACAACAUUUGCAGUGUUUGUAAACUGGGAACAGACAAAGAAACACUCUCCUUCUGCCACAUUUGUUUUGAGCUAAAUAUUGAGGGAGUACCAAAAUCUAAUCUUUUGCACACCAAAUCAUUAAGGGGCCAUAAAGACUGUUUUGAAAAAUACCAUUUAAUUGCAAACCAAGAUUGUCCUCGAUCUAAGCUUUCCAAAAGUACUUAUGAAGGAGUUAAAACUAUUCUGACUAAGAAGAUAAACUGGAUUGUACAGUAUGCACAAAAUAAAGAUCUGGACUCAGAUUCUGAAAGUUCUAAAAGCCCCCAGAAUCACGUGUUUGAUUUUAGGCAUAAACCAGAUAAGAAAUUACUCCCACAAUUUGACUCUCAAGUACCAAAAUAUUCUGCAAGAUGGAUAGAUGGAAGUGCAAGUGACAUCUCAAACUGUACACAAGGAAUUUUGGAGCAGAGAGAAAAUACAGACUUUGGGCUCGCUAUGUUACAAGAUCCAGGUGCCACUUUAUGCCAUAACAGUGUAUUGUGGCCUCGCACUUGCAGCCAGGCACAGAAAAAAGAAGAGGUCAUCUUCCAUCCAGAGGCCGAUGUCCAGACUCAGAAUCUGCAUUACAGCAGAGAGGAAUUGAAUUCAAUGACCCUUGAUGAGGUAAAACAACUGAAUACAAAGCUCCAACGGCAAAUCCAGGAAGUUUUUGAAGAGUUAACACAUCAAGUGCAAGAAAAAGAUUCUUUGACAUCACAGCUCCAUGUCCGUCAUGUUGCCAUUGAACAGCUUCUCAAGAACUAUUCCAAGUUACCGUGCCUGCAAGUAGGACGAACAGGAAUGAACAACUGAACUAAAUUUACACAUACUUCAUAUACUCUGUCCUUUUCUGGUCUGCUAAGCAUGCACACUUUGAAGAGGUUUGAAGCAAGUUAUGGUCCAUUACUUUAUGGGCAUAAGACGGUACUUAACAUUUUUGUCUAAUAAAGCAGAUCAUUAUACUCUGAUCCUCUAGGGUUCAUUUUGGGAAUCUUUUUCCCAUAAUUACUAAAUGUCCCUCCCUAACUUUUACCAUGUGUGACUACUUAAAUAUACUGUUACAAUGUGAUUUUAUGAAACAUUUUUAUGUAAGUCACCUGUCAAAACAGUAGAUUAACAAACUCAGAUUGAACUACUAAAGACAAUUUUUAAGAGGGAAAUGGAAUUCAUAGUAACACCUCUUAUUUAUUAUGAGCAAUAUUUUAAUAUAAAAUUUUAUAUGUAAAAACACUAUUUUAGGUACCUUUUCAUUCUCUUUAUAAAUAUAUUUGAAUGGCUCUAAGUAUUUACUCCUUGUGUAAAAUAUGUUCACCCAUAUUUCAGAUCACUGCAUUUUAUUCUCUGAAUAGAAUGUUUUUACAACUUUUAUCUUGCUUUCCAAAGAUAAAUGUAUUUUGAAGUAGAAAUCUAUCUAGUUGAGUUGUUUAACUUCUAAAACCUUAUGAAAAAGAAAUUAAUAACUUUUUAAAGCAAUUAAAAUAAAAAUAGAAUACAUUAUUGUUUUCUAACAAAAGCAUUUCUUAGUUUAGGAAGAGAGUACUAAUUUUUGUAUGUCACUUUAUCUCCAUAAAAAGGAUAGCCUCUCCCAUUUCAUUUAGUAUUACUUUUAUGUGUUUGAAUUUGGACAGAGUAAGUCAAGCCUCACUUUCAAGUCAAAUGUAUCUUACCUUCCAAAUGAAAAUAAUGCUCCCCUCCCCUCAAAAAAAAGAAAAUGUUCUGUUUUUGAAAAAAAAUAAAAUUAUUCCUUGUGGCACUUUGGGAUAAAGUUUCAAAAAUCCUUAAACUGUCCAAAUUCUGUUUUCGACUUCAUUGAAAUUCUCAAAAAAAGCAUUAUAAAGUAUUUUUCUAAACUUUACAGGGAAAGAGAAAAUUGCUUGACACAAGAAAAACAAAACUCCUGAUUCAAUAAAAUAAGGCCAUGUUUGAAAGGCUAUUUAUUAUAAGUGGCCUGUGGUAUUUCUAAACAGUUCUUAAUGAAUAGUCUUAAGCAGCUAGAUAUUUUUAAUAAUGUAUUAUACUAAGAGCUAUAACCAAUGCAAAAUCAAAAUGGGCUCUAGAUUGUUUCCAACUGGUGCUUAAAAUGUAUUUGUGAGGUAAAUCUUUUGCUCAGAGAAUCUACAGAAAAGCCCAUAAACUUGGCAGCUUUUCCCAUAAAGAGAUGAAUGACUUCUGCCUUAAAUUUGGUAGCCUGUCCUGGCUUGGGUCAGAUUUUUAGUUUUGAACACAUACAGUGUUUCAUACUAGGCAAAGAAAUGUUUUUGUCUAGUUGAAAGCAACCUUUUGUAAAUGCUAAGAUGUACUAAGUUGGCCUAAGAGUAUUAAUCGAUGUCCCAUUGACUUUGUUUUGUUUUUCUUUGGAACUGUCAAGCUUUUUAGCAGAAGCUUUUGAAAAAUGCUUUUAAUCUCUCAGUUCUUUGAGUCAUCCAAAAUGAAUUUAAAAUUCUGGAAGUAGGGAUGGAUGCAUUGCCUUUGUUUUGAUAAGCUUUAAAUUGAAUGUGUGCAAUAAGAAAAUGUCCAAAUUUAUAAGUUGGAUAAAGACAUGUCCUGAUUAUGCCAGUAAGUAUUUUAGUGCUUGUUAUGGUACAUUUUCAAAUUGAUUUUACUCUUCCUUGGCAUAAUGCGUUAAGAAUGUUACCAGCCAGGGUUGUUGUACACAUUUGGGCUUGUUUAGAUGACUUGGAGACAGUCAUAAAAGUUUGAGAUGCAUUGCAUUUGUUAUCAGUAAUAAGCAUGUUUUUAAAAUAGGAGCCAUAGGGUUCAGUCCUAAAUACAAUAGUGUUUUCCAAAGAAAGUGUCUGCUUAUCUCUUAAAGAUUUUUCUUGCAGACAUGUAGCUUUACUAAUGAGUUUGGAAUACCUGAGUAGGAUUGUGCAUGUCCUAAGUUCUUGUUUGGGCCUCUGAUUUAUUCCAUUUAGGUAUUGUUACUUAAGCUUAUUUUCGAAAGGAAGGUCCUCCUAAAAACAAUCUGUGGUGCUGGUACUCACAUUAGUAUUUAUUCAGAUGAAUUUCUAGAAGAAAAACAUUUAUUAAAGUAUUUUGCACAGCAGUUUAUCCAAAUAUUUGGUAAACUUAGAUAUUUCUUUGCUUUCUUGAUUGAAUAUGCAAUUAUUAUAUAUGCAAAAAAUAAGGAUCAGGGACAGAGAUGAAUUCUAAUGUGACAGAACAUGAAAUAUCUCAAAUAUUGGUUUCCAUAGUUGGCUAUUCUGUAUAGUUGUCAGUAUAUUUUGAGGAGAUAGAAAAAAAAUCUGCAUGGCAAAAAUGGUGAAAGAUAGAUUGCUACUCAGGCAUUACUAACAUUAUCAGUUUAUAUGAUUUAAGGGGAGGUGAAAUAAGAGUAAAUUUUUUUACAUUAGACUUCAUAAUUUGGUAAGUUAAAUUUAGAAAGUCAGAAUGAAAAAGUGACUUUUAAUCAUGAUAUCUUUAGAGAUCAGAGAAAGUUUUUAUGUGCCUAGCAUAUGUAAGGCCCUGGGAUUGAUACCCAGCACCACAAAAACAACUAAAUAGAUGUUUUUAAAUGGUCCAAUUUUAUGUUUACUUUAAGAUUAUCAGCUUAUCCUUUGAUCCUACUAUUAAUAUCUAAAUUGCUCCUUUGAAAAGGGCAUGCACAUCAGACACCAAUAAAGAUGAUUCAGGCAGCUGAAUGAUGUUUUUAUUCUAUUAUGUAGUUUCCUCUACAAAAUGUUGUAGCAAAGAGACCUUAUUUUCCAAAAUAUACAUAUGUUCAUUUCACCAAAAAGUGCCCAUUUUUAUAUACAUUUAAGAUUUAUAUUUAAAAUACCAAAUUCAUGUUUGCAAGUGAUUUCAGAAAUAAAAUACUGGUUUUUUGUUUCUUUUUUUUUUUUUUUUUUUUUUUGUCAUCUCAAUAGAUACCUUGUUUUUUCAUUUGUUUGUGGUCCUGGGGAUUGAAUCCAGUACUUUCACAGAGCUGUAUCCUCAGCGCUUUUCUUUUCUUUCUUUCUUUUUUUUUUAAAAUUAAUUUUAUUUCAUAUUAUUUUUGAGACAGGGUAUCACUAAGACUCUAAAUUGCCCAGGCUUGGCUUGAACUUGGCAGUUCUCCUGCCUCAGCUUUCCAGAGUGCUGAGAUUACAGGCUGUGUACUACCCUGCCUGCCUCAGUUUUGUUUUUAUGUUUAAUCAUAUCCUUUGCCACUGAAAAAUGGUUUAAAGUACUUUCUUGUUUUUUAAGUUUAUACUUUGUUUACCUUGGUGUACAUUGUUGAGGCUUAUAAUUUUUGCUAGUCUUUCAAACUUUUUUUUUUACUGAUUUGUGUUUAAUGUUUACCACUUUUUAUUUUGUUUUAUUUUAGAGGAAACCUUUCAUUAUAAACAUUAUAAAAUGCCAUACAAAAUGUAUAUGCUUUAAAGUUAAAUAGGAAUUUUUAAAGAUUAAAUUAUUUGUGUAGCUUGUUAGGAGGUUCCAGCUAGUAACAAUAAACGUAGGUUACAUGUCCAUGAAAAUUUUAAAAUGGUACAGUGUUAAAGUCUUAUAGUGUUAUUUUUUCUGACUUUUGCCAGUUCAUUUACUGACAGAUACUAUUGCUUAUACUGAAGUAAGAUAGUUGAGUAUUUUUGAAUACUUACUAAGUGUUAAUACUCUAUAAAAUUUUUUAAAUAUCUUCUCAGAUGUGACUGUGGAGCAAAGAUAAUUGAUUUCAUUUCAGUAUAUAGUUGCAUUUUGAACUUUAGCUUGGUGGAAUUGAUUGUAUGAGAAAAUUUGUGGUUAAAAUUAGUAAGAGAUAAAACCCUCAGCAGGUUAUUCUUGCCAAGUUAAUGUUUGUAGUGAUGGGGUAAAGGGGUUUAUGUACCAGAAGAAGUUAAUAAGGGUCUGGGAAAAAGGAAGAAGGCUGCAGUGCUGUGACUAGAAUAUCAAAGUUCUAUCUUGCAUCAGUAUUUUCAUUUUACUUCAUCCUUUCGCAUUUGCCCUUGUUAUGAUAUCAGGCUAUUGGUACCUUGAUGCAAAACAUAUUAUAACAAUCUUGAGCACUAGAAAUUGAGGUGGGGGGUGUUCUGUGGUAAGAGUGCUUGCAUACCAUCCAUGAGGUCCUGGUUGGGAACAUAUAAUUUCACUAUUAUAUUUGGUUUAAAGAAUCCACAUUAGUAUUACAUUUUAGUGACAGUAAAUUAUCCCACAAUUUUAAGUUCUCUAAGGUGAAACAAAAAACCAUGGAAUGAGUUCCCCCCAAAAGAAGUGUGUGUGUGUGUGUGUGUGUGUGUCUACAUGUACACACAUACAUGUAUUCAUACUUUGCUUUCAAUGUAAGUACCAUGUGCUUUGGUCAUUGAAUUUAGUCUCUUUUCAGUGUUAGAAAUUUAUUUUAUAAAACUGUGCUGAGACUUUUGGAGAAAAAAUGAAACUGCUGUGAUAAAAACUAAGUGUUUCAAAACUAGACAUUUGGUCAUAUUUUCUUUGGAAAUUGCAAUAAUUUAUAUAUUUGUAUCUUGCUUUGGAACUGUAACAAUAUAUGCUUGUCUACUAUUUUUAAUUUUACAACAAUAAAAUAAAUAUUUUGUUAUUUGCUAGCUUCA